AUGGCCCUGGUGCUGCUUAUUGCCGUGCCCCUGCUACUGCUGCAGGCUGCACCCCCCAGCUCGGCGCACUACGAGAUGAUGGGAACUUGCCGCAUGAUAUGUGACCCCUACAGCGGGGGACCCGGGGGAGGGCCCGGGAGUCCAGGAGGCAAAGCGGCCCCAGGUCCCAGCACAGCUGCCCUGGAAGUCAUGCAGGACCUCAGCGCCAAUCCUCCUCCCCCGUUCAUCCAGGGACCCAAAGGAGAGCCCGGCCGGCCGGGGAAACCUGGCCCUCGAGGUCCCCAGGGAGAGCCAGGACCCCCUGGACCGAGAGGGCCCCCGGGAGAGAAAGGAGACUCAGGAAAACCCGGGAUGCCUGGGCUGCAGCUGGCGGCAGGCGGGGCAGGCGGAGGCAGCGUCGGGGCCAUUGGUGGUGGAGUAGGAGGCGGCGGGGACGUCGGCGAGGUGACCGGGGCACUGAGCGCAGCGUUCAGCGGCCCCAAGAUAGCUUUCUACGUGGGCUUGAAGAGCCCCCACGAGGGUUAUGAAGUACUCAAGUUCGACGACGUGGUCACCAACCUGGGCAACCAUUACGACCCAACUACGGGCAAGUUCAGCUGCCAAGUGCGAGGCAUCUACUUCUUCACCUACCACAUCCUCAUGAGAGGAGGGGAUGGUACCAGCAUGUGGGCAGACCUCUGCAAGAACGGGCAGGUCCGUGCCAGCGCCAUCGCCCAAGACGCGGACCAGAACUACGACUACGCUAGCAACAGCGUGGUGCUGCACCUGGACUCCGGGGACGAGGUCUACGUGAAGCUGGACGGGGGGAAAGCGCACGGUGGCAACAACAAUAAGUACAGCACCUUCUCUGGCUUUCUUUUGUACCCCGAUUAG
Trichosurus vulpecula (common brushtail) is the source of this 873-nucleotide messenger RNA. It is a transcript of the gene C1QL2, whose product is annotated as complement C1q like 2. The record is from RefSeq and is a predicted model, not a curated record. The transcript has 2 exons. Lineage: Eukaryota; Metazoa; Chordata; Mammalia; Diprotodontia; Phalangeridae. Bases 1 to 873 code for a protein of 290 amino acids. Gene Ontology annotation, molecular function: protein binding.